Molecule: messenger RNA, 1348 nt
Organism: Sitophilus oryzae (rice weevil)
Lineage: Eukaryota; Metazoa; Arthropoda; Insecta; Coleoptera; Curculionidae
Gene: bug
Product: thioredoxin domain-containing protein 15
Exons: 2
Coding region: 435-1280 (281 amino acids)
Biological process (GO): cilium assembly
Cellular component (GO): cilium
Source: RefSeq, a predicted model, not a curated record
GUUAGCACCUAUCAACUCAUUAAAAUAUCCGUUAAAUUCAGAUUACCCUAUAUUUAUCUAAAAUUAAAAUUAUCUGGUCUGAAAUUACUAAAAUACAAUUUUCUAUCCAGAGCAUUUGGCAACAUUGUGUACUAUCCUCAAUUUUUGACAAUUCAAUUCUGCAGGAAAUAUUUUUAUAAGUCCUGCAAGGUCCUGCAGAUAUAAACAAAUAGUAUUCUCUUAUUUAUUAAUUUAUUUAAUAUUGUUAAAUAGCGACACUCAUAAAAUAAAAUAAUUUUCAAUUAUAUUCAGUGAUACAGUUCAAAUUUUCAGCUUCUCUUGUGAGUAGCCAUUUAUUCAAUCAUUUUAUGACUGGUUUUAAAGACACAAAUUAUGGGGCACUAGUCUCUUAAUAGCCCCUUUUUAGCAAAUGAAUUGUGAACUAAUUUGAUAUAAUGUUUAUCCUCUCUACGAGUGUAAUUGUAAUACUCAGUGUAAUUGGAUCUCACUGUGUUGAUCAGGAAACUGUUAAAAAUGAAAGGGUCAUAGAUAAAAGUUUGGAGCCUAUAUUUGCCUCUGACUUAGACUCCUUCCCACCAGAUUUGGAAUCAGUGGAAGAAACCAUAAUUAAUGCUUAUACAAAUGUAACAAUACAAGACAGUACCAAUACUACAAAUGGGACAAGCUUUAAGUACAUCAAUUGUUUAAAAGGCUUUAAUGGAUCAUCUGUGCAGCUUGUGAAUGACACAGAACUGAUAAAACUUUUAGUGCCAGAUGGGAAGAUCUCUGUAGAAAAAGAUUCACCUGCAGUUUGCAUUGCAGUUUUAUUUUAUUCAAAAAAUUGUCCGUUUUCUAGUAUGGCAGCACCACAUUUUAAUGCUUUACCUAGGGCAUUUCCGGACAUAAGAAUGGUGGCAAUCAAUGCAAUGCGAUACCAUCUAUUUAACACACAAAAUGGUAUUGUUGGAGUACCUACAUUGCUGAUUUUCCAUAAUGGCAGACCUAUUGCUAGAUACAGUGGCGCUGAAUACAAUUUAGAAUCAUUCAUGAGCUUUUUUAAAAGACACACGGGUAUAGAGCCAGUCAAGAAUUCAGUAGUUACUUCAUACGAUUUUACUGGACCUGUUAUUAGUUCACCUGCUAAGGAAUCUGACAUGUUUUUAAUAAUAUCUUGGCUUUUCAUAAUUAUUUGUUCUUGUUACUAUUUCUCCAAGUCAAAGGUGUGUAAGUGGGUCAUAGAAACAAUACAGAGAAAUUGGAGAGAAUCUGAGCAACACAUACAACAUGAACAUAUAGAUUAAAAUCAUAUUUAAAUGUACUUAAUUAUAGUUUCUUGAAUGUAAAUAAAGGGUAUAUUGGUAGUAUUUCA